AACAAAACAAUCCCUCAUUGUAAACAAACCGAACGAAACACCAACAAAUCAACAUCAAUUGCUGGAUAAACGAUGAGUUUGAAGUCAUUGACGAAAGCGAAACUUCUCGAAAUGGUUCAAAAGUUGAACUUGGAUGAUGAAGGUACCAAGGCGGUUUUGGAGGACCGUAUCUCCUCUCAUUUCGAUAACCAUCCAGAGUUGGUGGAGGAUGACGAAUGGAAGAAGUACGUUCUUUACAGAGUUAAGACCUCUCCUGUGAAGUCCACCCAGGUUGACGUUCUGGGGACGUUGGACGGCCCUGCUCCAACCUUACCGUCGUCUCCAGCGCCAAAGUUGUUUGGUAUUGCCUCGCGCUUCAAAGGUGCCUUCUCAUCCCCUUCUAAGGACGAGCCUGUUACAAAGGAAAACGGCGUUGAGAAGGUAGAUGAUGAAGACGAUGAAGACGAUGACGACGAUGACGACGAUGAAGAUGAUGACGACGAUGACGACGAUGAAGACGAUGAGGACGACGUUGAAGUGUUAGAGUCCGAUGACGAUGAAGAGGAAGAGGAGGUUAAAGGCGAUGAAGAGCUCUUAGAGGAAGAGGAGGAUAAAGACUACGUUCCGAAAUUCCAAUUCUUUACGAAUGCUAAGGAUUGGGCCAUUGAGAAAUGGGAAUCCACGUACGACUAUGUCCUUGACCAGGUUGAUGAAACUGUGUACUCUGUUACAUCGGGAUCCACAGCCCUUAAGAAGGCUCUCAGUACACCUGAAUCUGUCAACUAUAUCACCUCUGGAGUUGAAGCUGCCUUCUUGGUUCACAACCAGGUUCCUAUCGUGGAACUACGCUACCUACCUUUCCUCGAUCAAUCCAUUCUUUCAAAAUAUUCUCGUUAUAUCGAUUUGGAUUUGCCGGUGUAUGAUUUCAGCACACUUGUCGACUUGAAAUUCAUUGCUUCCUUCCUAUUUUGGGUCUUUUUCUUUGUUGUUAUCCCAUUGAUCGGUUCCUACUACUUCAACUUUGUCGGUAAAAAGCACAAAAAGGUUAGAUUUGAUCCUUUGGUAUUCAACGUGAUCAAGUUGAUCUCUGCUUACCUAUUCUUGUCCACUGCUGUUUCCUUUGAUGACCUCAAGAACAAUGCUCAGGUUUGGGCUGAUGAGCACGGUCUGUUGGAAGUGACAGACUUUACCCAAAAGAUUAAAGCACAAGUGUUCCACAUCACCGUUACUUUGAGAUUGAUUUUGGGUAAUGUUCCAUUCAUCAAUGGUUUUAUUGGUCUUGUCAUCGCCUUGUACGUUGCAUCCAUCUAAGAAAGACAACAACAAUAUGAAUUUAACAAUUCUGGUUAUUACAGAUUUUGAUGAACGAUGUAUUAUAUAGGGUUGCUACCUAGGACCGGUCAACUCUCUCCCUCUUCUUCUUCUUCUUAUUCUCUUUUUCUUGUCCUUUUUAUAUUAUACAAACUGAUCUUUGAAAGAAGCCCCAUUAGCAGGUGUGUUCCUUUGGUUACAUGUUCCAUCCUAUUGGUGACAAACUAUUGUACUUUAUACUAAUAUCAUACCUCUCUC
Messenger RNA from Williopsis jadinii, 1548 nucleotides. Its product is annotated as SAP domain-containing protein. Gene Ontology annotation, cellular component: membrane. NCBI's taxonomy places the organism in Eukaryota, Fungi, Ascomycota, Saccharomycetes, Phaffomycetales, Wickerhamomycetaceae. The transcript has 2 exons. Bases 73 to 1290 code for a protein of 405 amino acids. The record is from RefSeq and is a predicted model, not a curated record.